UGAACCUAAUUAUAUGGGCAAUUAAGACAUUACUACACAUAAAACAAAUAGAAAGAAACAUUUCCAUACAGAAGAACAAUAAUUCUUUUUCUGAAUCAUGUCGGAUAUAGCUUUAAACGUUGGAGAUAAGCUGUGCUCAAUGCAAUAAACUAAUAAAAAAAUACGAGCAGCCUUAUUCCUAGCACAUGCACAUAUAUACACUUCUUAGUCCAAGACAUGCACAGCAACAGCUCUCUAAGACACAAACCUUCCUUUUCUCUCUCUCUCUCUCUCUCUCUCUCUCUCUCUCUCUCUCUCUCUCACAUCAAUAUUAGGGUUCUUGAGUUCUUGAUGGAGAAGGAAGAAUGCAGCAGUAGUGAAUCCGGUUGGACGACUUAUAUUUCGUCGCCGAUUAAAGUAGAUGAAAAUGACGUUGUGGAUGAGGGGUAUUAUGAAGGGUAUAACAUUUAUAACUACUAUAGAAAAGGAGAAAAUGAAGAAGAGAAGAAUAAAGAUAGCGAUGAUUCAAUGGCCUCGGAUGCUUCGUCUGGGCCAAGUUAUCAGCGCUAUCACCAAAAGAACAACAAAAGUGGACGAAGAGAGGCGUGCAAUUUGAAGAACGGGAAAAGUGAAGGUAAUAGUAAGAGUAAUAAUGAUCAUAAAAAAACUGGUAGUUCAUACAAGAAAAAAGAGAAGAAAACGAAAGAAGAUAAGACCUAUAGAAUGAAGUGACUAAUCUUUGUAUAUUAUUGUUUUAAUAUAUGUAACUUACUGUUUGUAUACA
This is a messenger RNA of Brassica oleracea var. oleracea, 763 nucleotides long. RefSeq lists its product as uncharacterized. Lineage: Eukaryota; Viridiplantae; Streptophyta; Magnoliopsida; Brassicales; Brassicaceae. Gene Ontology annotation, biological process: cytokinin biosynthetic process. The record is from RefSeq and is a predicted model, not a curated record. Bases 217 to 711 code for a protein of 164 amino acids. The transcript has a single exon.